UAUACACCAACCGCGACGGCUCUGCUCUAUCAUUCCAAGAUGGCGGACCUCCUCGGUUCAAUCCUAAACUCGAUGGAGAAACCUCCAACGGUCGGCGACCAGGAAAGCCGACGAAAGGCCCGAGAGCAAGCAGCAAGGUUCAAGAAGAUGCAGGAAGACGAGAAGAGGAAGAAAGCAGAGUUCAGGAAAAAGAUGGAGAAAGAGGUGUCGGAUUUCAUCCAAGACAGCGCACAACAGAAGAGAAAGUACAAUCCUAUGGGGAAGAUUGAGCGGAGUAUAUUGCAUGAUGUUGCAGAAGUGGCCGGGCUCAUAUCUUUUUCUUUCGGGGAGGAUGAGGAGAGCCGUUACGUCAUGCUGUUCAAGAAGGAGUUUGCUCCGUCGGAUGAGGAACUGGAAGCCUAUCGCAAAGGAGAGGAGUGGGAUCCACAGUUGGCAGAGCAACGGCGCAGACUGAGAGAACAGGCUGCGCUGGAGGAAGCAGCAGCCAGUCAGUCAGAGAAGUCCGAUGCAUGUCCCAACUCCAACUACCGAGACAAAUACAGUCACCUCAUCGGCACAUCAGCUGCAAAGGACGCAGCGCACACACUAGAGGCCAACCGCGCCUAUGGUUGUGUGCCUGUGGCCAACAAGAGGGACACCCGCUCCAUAGAGGAAGCCAUGAAUGAAAUCAGAGCUAAGAAGCGGCAGAAGCGAGAGGACGACACAGGGGCAGGCGCCAGCAGUUCCUGAGUCCCUCCUGUCACUUUCUGUGUGUGCGUGUGUGUGUGUGUACGUGUGGCUGGCUCUGUGUGUGUGUGUGUGUGUGUGUCUGUCAGUCUAUCCACGUAAUGUAACAUUUGUAAAGAGCAUACAAGAAGGCCAUCUGAAAAUUGUUUGUACAGUCUAAUGCUACAGUGCUGUACUGCAGCGUCUUACAGUUAAGACAUUUAACUUAUAUAAUUGGUGUUGAAGCUCAUAUGCGUACCCUCCUCUUACUUAGACUGUGCUUUGGGUCUUUUUUCCUCCAAAUUUUGAAACUAGAGCCAUGAGCAUCUUGUAUAAUUAUUCUCUCAGUAGGACGCUACUUUCUAGGCAUGCAUGAGGCGAGUUGAGGGUUUCCUUCUCAAAGUCCCAAAUAUCUGUUGUCGUUUGUGACCUGCAAUCUGCUGUUCUCUGCGGUCAUUUUACCUGCUGGCCCAGUGGUGGAGGAAACUUGUGAGGCUGCUAAAAGCUUCCAAAAGUCUUUUUCCCAGGAAGCUAACAUGAUAAUUUCAGCUUUGCCUAUUUAAGCUCUAUCAAAUACCAUAUGUCAUAUGUUUCUCACGUAUAUGAGUAGACCAUUUAACAGGACAAAAACAUAUUUUUUAGAAUGGGGCUUGAGGCUGGUGCACUUCCAAUGUUUACCACAGGCAACUCAAAUACAUGUUUUGAAAAAAAUCAAGAAUUUUUAGGAUAUCUGAGGAAAUUUGAACAUUUGGAAUUUCACUGAGACUUUAUAUCUUCAUACAAAGUUUUUUGAGGACAUUUCUUGAAAUUGGUCGAUCAAUGGUGUAUAUGCUGAGGCACAUACACCAUCAUCAGUACCCUCUAUGGUUGAAAAUGAUUGGCAUUUGUUAAUUUUGGGCAUUGGCCAGGCUGACACUAUUAAAACGCUCUGCCCUUUGGCUUCUAUCAAUUUUGGAAAGAAAUGUUUCAGGUUUGGGUUUCCAGGCCCAAACUGAGCCUGUUACCUCGAGUGAAAACUUUCAAAGGCUUUUCAGAACCUGGCCAUUGUUUUUUAUUUUUUUUUUUUUUUUUUUGAAGGGAAAUUCAAGCACCAUCUAUUGACUAGAUUGAGUGUUUUUAUCUUCUCUAAGUAGCUUGUUUGAAAACUUACAAGCAUGUCAGUCAUCUGAUAGAUAGUUCAUCUAUCAUAAGAGGGAUACUGUUUUUUUAAAAAAACAAAAACUAUUUUGUAUAUUUUAACUCUGUGAUUAGGCCUGUAAGUUUCUUAUGCAACUGCACUAUGACUUAAUCUGUUACUCUUAAGUAAAUGCUGUAUUACAGAGCCACACUAAUGGCUUAUAAUAGGAGUCAGAGUGCGCACAUGUUGGACUCGCUGAUGUUGAUGCUGUCAUGUUGUUUUUUAUUUCAUGUCUCCAUUUGUGCUGUCUAAAAGCAACAGUUUGUCGGCAUCUUGAUGUCUUUUUUUUUUUUUUUUGGCGUGGGUGCACUGUUUUAUCCCCCAUGCACAUGUGUAUUAAUAAACGGAGAAGUGUGUAAAGCCUCGGGCUAUAGGUUGCCUACAUUCAUGUAUAGCCUAAUCUGUGCAAUAUUAAAGUGUUAAAAUCUUACCUUA
This is a messenger RNA of Myripristis murdjan (pinecone soldierfish), 2317 nucleotides long. It is a transcript of the gene spag7, whose product is annotated as sperm associated antigen 7. NCBI's taxonomy places the organism in Eukaryota, Metazoa, Chordata, Actinopteri, Holocentriformes, Holocentridae. The record is from RefSeq and is a predicted model, not a curated record. The coding region runs from base 40 to 729 and encodes 229 amino acids. The transcript has 7 exons. Gene Ontology annotation, molecular function: nucleic acid binding.